GUCUAGAGGCCUUACACACAUCAACAACACCCACUUAGAUUUAUCAAAUGGCUAGACAUUGGAUGUUUAUUUUUCUUUUCAUAGUAUUAUUGUCGGAGGUUUCGACAGAUAUUGGCUUGAAAGUAUCCUAUUAUACGCAGAAGUUGGAUCAUUUCCAGCAUCAAGAAAGCCGCACAUUUCAACAGAGAUUUGUGGUAAAUGAUACUCUUUGGGCGGGAGCCAAGUCGGGAGCUCCGAUUAUUGUAUUAUUUGGAGGGAUAGCUGACGACAUGUACGAUCCUAGCAUAUACGGCGUAUUGACUUUUAGUGCAGUCAAGUUUGAGGCCAUGCUAGUUUCUAUUGAGCAUCGCUUCUACGGUGAAUCAAUACCAAUGAACUCCAUAGAUCUAGCCAUGGCGGAUCAUCGGACUAGAGAUUGUUUAUCAGUCAAGCAAGCUUUACAAGACUUUGCCGAAAUUGUUCAUAGCUUGAAGGCCAACUGGUCUGCUCACAACUCACCUGUCAUUGUUGUGGGCAUGGGAUACGCCGGAGCAUUAGCAACAUGGUUCAGAUUGAUGUAUCCGGAAAUUGCUAUCGGAGCUCUUGCCUCAUCCACUCCAUUGUCAUACUACGGCAGCACUACCCCAAGGGAUGGGUACUGUUCUAUUGUAAGCCGUGAUUUUCAGGACAUGGACAAAACAUGUUACAAGGCGAUUUAUGAUUCUUGGAAAGACAUUGAUGACGUGGCUUUGGAACGGCAUGGUUUGGCAAAACUUGACCAAUUUUUUAAUACAUGCAGGCCUUUGAAAUCUUCAGAAGAGGUGAAGCAGAAACUUGCUCAGUUAUAUUCAAUGACUGCACAAUAUGUUGACCCUUAUAAUACAUCAAUGAGCUCAGUUUGUAUAGAAUUAACUGCUCGGAGAACAUCUAUCGAGGGUUCUGUUUCAGUUUUGUAUAGAGAAUUAGAGGGUGGCAAAGGCAAAUGUUUUCAGAGUGAUCUAAUACAAGUAUAUUCUCCAUUUGAGCCCUCUUCAAAUUCCACGGCAGCUUGGGCAUGGCUGCGGUGCAAUGAAUUGAUUUUUCCAGUUGGAUGUGAGCAUAAUACUAUGCUUCCAUCUUGUCCUUUCAACAUUACUCGAAUGGAAAACUCAUGUUUAGAGAGGUUUGGAAUUGUUCCACAUCCUCGAACACCUAUAGAUUUAUUUGGAAGUCAGAAUUUGAAAGAAUCUCUCACCAAACUAGGAGGAAACAUUAUCUUUUCCAACGGGCUCAGAGAUCCUUUUUCUAGUGGAGGGAUAUUGAAGAACUUAUCAAAUACCAUCACAGCAAUAACAACCUCUCAAGGGUCUUAUUGUUGGGACAUGAGGCUCAUUGGAGACAAUGAUCCCGAAUGGCUCAAGAUAGGAAGAGAUAAAGAACUAGAAAUAUUUAGCCAGUGGAUAAACCAUUUUCACCAUAUCAACAAGGGGCAUAGUCUUUCUGUUUGCAGUAUUUUCAUUUAUUUCUUCUUAUUAGAGUAUAUAGCUUUUUAUAUAUGUACGUACCUAAGUUAGUUUAUUAUGCAAACGUGCUUCUCUUUUGUCUUA
Messenger RNA from Spinacia oleracea (spinach), 1565 nucleotides. RefSeq lists its product as uncharacterized. Gene Ontology annotation, molecular function: serine-type exopeptidase activity; dipeptidyl-peptidase activity. Bases 48 to 1532 code for a protein of 494 amino acids. The transcript has 10 exons. The record is from RefSeq and is a predicted model, not a curated record. Gene Ontology annotation, biological process: proteolysis. Lineage: Eukaryota; Viridiplantae; Streptophyta; Magnoliopsida; Caryophyllales; Amaranthaceae.